This is a messenger RNA of Plasmopara halstedii, 999 nucleotides long. Its product is annotated as translation initiation factor eif2 alpha subunit. The record is from RefSeq and is a predicted model, not a curated record. The transcript has a single exon. Bases 1 to 999 code for a protein of 332 amino acids. Lineage: Eukaryota; Oomycota; Peronosporomycetes; Peronosporales; Peronosporaceae. Gene Ontology annotation, molecular function: ribosome binding; translation initiation factor activity; RNA binding. Gene Ontology annotation, cellular component: multi-eIF complex; eukaryotic 48S preinitiation complex; eukaryotic translation initiation factor 2B complex.
AUGGCUGAGACGACCCCCACCACGGUGCCUAGCGAGGAGACAACGCAAGCACAAGAAAUUCUUCACCUACAAUGUCGCUUUUAUGAGCAAAAGUUUCCAGAAAUUGACGAGCUUGUUAUGGUAAAUGUGCGUUCUAUCGCUGAGAUGGGGGCUUAUGUAUCGCUGCUGGAGUACAACAAUAUUGAGGGCAUGAUUCUGCUGUCGGAGCUGUCUCGACGCCGUAUUCGAUCCAUUAACAAACUCAUUCGCGUGGGUAAAAAUGAAGUUGUCAUGGUUUUGCGUGUGGACAAAGAGAAGGGCUACAUCGAUUUGUCAAAACGUCGGGUGUCGCCUGAGGAUAUUGUCAAGUGCGAAGAGCGGUACAACAAGGCCAAGACCGUGCACGGUGUAUUGCGUCAAGUGGCUCAGGAGAAUAAUCUGGAAAUUGAGGAUUUAUAUUCAAAAGUGGCGUGGCCGUUGUACAAGAAGUUUAAAAUCGAAACUACUAGCGAAGACGAAAAGAAGGUCGAGUACGUCCACUGUUACGAUGUUUUCAAGAUGGGUAUUACGGACGAUACAGUAUUUGAGGGGCUAGAAAUUACACCUGAGAUUCUAACGGCUUUGAAGGCCCAAAUUCGCCGUCGACUUACACCGCAGCCCAUUAAGAUUCGUGCGGACAUUGAGGUCACGUGUUUUACCUACGAAGGCAUUGAAGCCAUCCGCUCAGCCUUGCAGGCUGCUCAGAACGUUAGCACAGAAGACGUUCCCGUCAAGGUGAAGUUAAUUGCUCCGCCCAUGUAUGUCAUGACCACUAGUACACUGGAUAAACAGAAGGGUAUCCAGAAAUUGCAGGAGGCUAUUGAAGCCGUACGGGAGAAUAUAACCGCAAAGAAAGGCACCAUGUCUGUCAAAAUGGAGCCGAAGGUGGUGAGUGUAAACGAGGAGAGAGAGUUCUUGCAAAUGAUUGAAAAGCUCGAAAACGAAAGCCGCAUGGUAGAUGGUGACGCUCCGGAAGAUUAG